AUGCUGCGUCCCAAGAGCCUGGGGGGGGGGCUGCCUCGUUUCUGGGACACCCAGGAGUCCGCAGGCUGUCUGUUCGAGGAUGGCCUCUGCAGACCGUCUGAGACCUGUGUCAACGACGGGGUGUUUGGAAGGUGCCAGAAGGUUCCAGCGAUGGACACACACCGCUACGAGGUAUCGCCGGGAGCUCUGCAGCACCUGACAGCCACCUUGCAGAAGCUGUCGCGGACAGGCUUCACGUGGCAGGACGACUACACCCAGCGUGUGAUGGCCCGGGAGCUCUCGGACCUUCCCCACGCCUACGCACGACAUCUGGAAGCCUCCGACACAGCCAGGAGCUUGGAGCGGAGCGCAGAGAAGGAGUGGAGGCCCAGUCUGCGGGAGGCCGGUGCCCUGGCCAGGGCUGUCCAGCGUUACUUGCCAUACCUAGAGGCCCUGUCGCAGGCCGCGGCUCCGAAUGCUCAUCCCAAGACCAGGCCGGACAGACCAGCAGCUCAGGUUGAGGACCCCCGCGCCCACGGCGUGCUGACCUUCACCGCGCAGACGGCUGCUCUGACCUACGCUCCUGGGCCCUGGGCUGAGCGCCCCGGGAGCCGCCCUUUGGGGACCCGCGGCCUGCUGCAGCCUGAUGAGCUCAGCCCCAAGGUGGAUGGCGGCGCUGAAAGGCAGAGCCCGGUCGCCGCGCUGGUCACCGCUGUGGCUCGGAAGCCCCCCGCGCCCCACAGGGAGGACGACCCCGGGCCUCAAAACCGCCUGCGCGGACCUUGGAAAACAGCGAGGGUCCUCUCGGCCCCAGCAGUCCUCCGGAAAUGGUCUCUGCCUCCAGGAGACCCCGAGGACCCCCCAGCCGUGGGCGAUGAAACACUCGUCCAGAGCCUCCUGAAGGACCUGGGAAGGCAGCCGGCGCCGGCGGAGGGCCUGAGCCCCCUGGAGCUCGGCGAGAUGGCCCACAUGGUUGCUGCCGCCGUACGGGGAGUGGGUGCAGACGGCGAGCUGCGAGGAGCUGAGAAAGGAGCCGCAGGGGAGCCGCGAGAGGCCGGCGUCGGCAAGCAGGCUGGGGACAGCGGGACAGGACGCUCCAUGUCUGAUGGGGUCCGGACGAGGGUUCUGAUGAUGCUUGUGUCUUCCACAGAUGACGGCGGGCCGGACGGCGGAGGUGGAGCUGACGAGGAGGUCAGUCGUCUAGGCCUCAAACGCGGGGACCACCUGCGGCAUCCUGGGUCCCCACUCUUUCCUGCGGCCCCCGUUCUCACGGAGCCCUUCAAAACGGAGAAGAAGAACUUGGAGACCCCCAGGAUGCCCCCGACGUGGGAGGAGGAGAGCACUGGGGUGGAGGACGUGAGGAGUCAGACCUACUCCAGGGACCGGCUGGACAGGCCACGUCCCGCAGAGCCCCGGGGGGGCGGCUUUGGCGAGCUCCAGGCCUGGGUGCCAGGGCCCUCGCAGGAAGAUGCUGGCCUUGAAGCCAGAGCCCAGGGACACCCCAGUGAGAGCCUGUGGCUGGCGGCCCGGCCUUCGCAGGAGGAAGAAGGCUACAUUGUGACCGGGAAUGACCCCCUGAGUCCAGAGAAGGGGAAGGAGCUGAUGGAGAGAGUCGCGCGUCUCCUGGAGGUGCCGAUGAGUGUCUUCGCGGAGAUCGCUGUUCUGGGACCGGCCGUGACCUUCAGAGUGAGCGCCAGUGUCCGGAACCUGACGGCGGCAGAUGUGGUGCAGGCUACAGUUGACGGCAAGGACGAGCUGGAACAGGCGUCUGGACUGAAGAUCGUGAGGGCUGGGAGCGGGUCGAAAAGCAAACUCAGGCUUCUGCCGCACGGAGCGGAGCAAGAGGACUCGACCCCGUUCAUCGUGCUGACCCUGGUCUCUGUCGUCGCCAUGGUUGGGGUCCUCCUGGCCUCUGCGGUCAUCUACUGCCUACGCCACGCCUCCCACUCCGGGCUGCGGGAGAAGCUCUCGGGGCUCGGGGAGCACCCCGGCCCGGAUGCCACCGCCGCCUACCAGGAGCUGUGUCGGCAGCGUAUGGCCGUGCGCACGUCCGAGCGCCCAGAGGCCCCGCAUGCGUCCCGCGUCAACAGCGUCUCCUCGCAGUUCAGCGACGGGCCAGUGCCCAGCCCGUCCGCACGGAGCAGCACGUCGUCCUGGUCUGAGGAGCCCGUGCAGUCCAACAUGGACAUCUCCACCGGCCACAUGGUCCUGGCCUACAUGGAGGACCACCUGAAGAACAAGAACCGGCUGGAGAAGGAGUGGGAGGCGCUCUGUGUCUACCAGGCCGAGCCCAACAGCUCGCUCGUGGCCCAGAGGGAGGAGAACGUGCCCAAGAACCGCUCUCCGGCGGUGCUGACCUACGAUCACUCCAGGAUCCUGCUGAGACCCGAGAACAGCCACAGCAACUCCGACUACAUCAACGCCAGCCCCAUCAUGGAUCACGACCCUAGGAAUCCCGCCUACAUCGCCACCCAGGGACCGCUGCCUGCCACCGUGGCCGACUUCUGGCAGAUGGUGUGGGAGAGCGGCUGCGUGGUCGUCGUCAUGCUGACGCCCCUCUCGGAGAACGGCGUUCGGCAGUGCUACCACUACUGGCCCGACGAAGGCUCCAACCUCUACCACAUCUACGAGGUGAACCUUGUCUCCGAGCACAUCUGGUGCGAGGAUUUCCUCGUCAGGAGCUUCUACCUGAAGAACCUGCAAACCAACGAGACGCGCACCGUGACCCAGUUCCACUUCCUAAGCUGGUAUGACCAGGGAGUGCCUUCCUCCGCGAGGUCCCUCCUGGACUUCCGCAGAAAAGUAAACAAGAGCUACAGGGGCCGUUCUUGUCCAAUAAUUGUUCACUGCAGCGACGGCGCGGGCAGGAGCGGCACCUACGUCCUGAUCGACAUGGUUCUCAACAAGAUGGCCAAAGGCGCCAAGGAGAUCGACAUCGCCGCGACCCUAGAGCACCUGAGGGACCAGAGACCAGGCAUGGUCCAGACGAAGGAGCAGUUUGAGUUUGCGCUGACGGCCGUGGCGGAGGAGGUGAACGCCAUCCUCAGGGCCCUCCCACAGUGA
Messenger RNA from Enhydra lutris kenyoni (northern sea otter), 3042 nucleotides. It is a transcript of the gene PTPRN2, whose product is annotated as protein tyrosine phosphatase, receptor type N2. Lineage: Eukaryota; Metazoa; Chordata; Mammalia; Carnivora; Mustelidae. The record is from RefSeq and is a predicted model, not a curated record. Gene Ontology annotation, cellular component: secretory granule. The coding region runs from base 1 to 3042 and encodes 1013 amino acids. The transcript has 23 exons. Gene Ontology annotation, biological process: protein dephosphorylation. Gene Ontology annotation, molecular function: protein tyrosine phosphatase activity.